Messenger RNA from Crotalus tigris (Tiger rattlesnake), 1658 nucleotides. RefSeq names its product nucleoside diphosphate kinase 7-like. The record is from RefSeq and is a predicted model, not a curated record. Gene Ontology annotation, biological process: CTP biosynthetic process; GTP biosynthetic process; UTP biosynthetic process. Gene Ontology annotation, molecular function: nucleoside diphosphate kinase activity. The coding region runs from base 1 to 774 and encodes 257 amino acids. NCBI's taxonomy places the organism in Eukaryota, Metazoa, Chordata, Lepidosauria, Squamata, Viperidae. The transcript is spliced from 8 exons. Gene Ontology annotation, cellular component: centrosome.
AUGAUCCUUACUGAAACUUCACCUAACAAUCCAGGCAAUCGCCUAACAACUGCAACUGGGAAUGAUGGAACUGUGGUUAUUGAUGAGCUUCUUGAGUUUAUUACAAGUGGCCCUGUUGUUGCCAUGGAGAUUUUGGGAGAUGAUGCCAUAGGCAGAUGGAAACAAUUAUUAGGACCCGCAAAUUCAGUUGUAGCCCGAACCGAUGCUCCAAACAGCAUUAGAGCACGUUUUGGAAGUGACAACAUAAGAAAUGUGGCUCAUGGCCCUGAUUCCUUUGCCUCUGCUGCUAGUGAACUGGAAUUAUUCUUUCCUUCCAAUGGAGGCCGUGGACCCGCAGGCACUGCAAACUAUACACAUUGUACUUGCUGUGUUAUUAAACCUCAUGCAAUUAAAGAAGGUCUAGCUGGAAAGAUUAUAAAAGCAAUUCUUGAUGGAGGAUUUGAUAUCUCAGCCUUGCAGAUGUUCUAUAUGGACCGAGCAAAUGCAGAAGAAUUCUAUGCAGUCUACAAAGGUGUUGUUGCUGAAUAUUCUGAGAUGGUUGUAGAACUCUAUUCAGGACCUUGUAUAGCUCUAGAGAUUCGACAGGUAGAUCCUGAAAAAGUGUUCAGAGACUACUGUGGCCCUUCUGAUCCUGAAAUAGCGCGUUAUCUCCGCCCUGGUACUCUCCGUGCUCGCUUUGGUAAAAACAAGAUCCAAAAUGCUGUCCAUUGUACAGAUUUACCAGAGGAUGGACUUUUGGAGGUGCAAUACUUUUUCAGUAUCCUAGACAGCUAACAGAACAGUGGAGUAAAACUGCUUAGAAAAAACAAACUGCAGAAUGGGAAAUGUAUGUUUAUUCAUUUAUUGUCCAGUGUUUAACCUGAAUGAAAUACAAGGCCCACAAGAGCACUGAACUCCUAGCUAUUACAUAUAUUAGAACAUAGAGUUUUGCACUUUAGACAACAUUUAACACCAAUUGAUGGGAUAACUGCAUUGCUUCUCAAAGUUCAAAAUAAAGAUUUAUUUUUAGACAUGUGGCUUUGGUUUAUUUUUAUACAUUACACCUUUUUCUUGCAGAAAAAAAUUGUACAACUGCAUAAAUAUAAAAUUCUUCCACCAUGAAAAUGGUCAAAACAUUCAAUAAAGACAGCACCACAGCAUGUGAUGCUUCUCACAGGAAAAGAAGAUAAUAUACAAAGCAAAAUAAUUAUUCCUCUCACUAAUGAAAUUGAUAGGCUGACAUAGAUGUCACACACAAUUUUAAAACAUGGUAGGAUGAAAGAGAAAGAAAAAGACACCAGUUGCUACAAAGCACAGUACAUAAUCACUUACUCUCCAUUACUUUCAAAGUUAAAGUAAUUUUUUCCCUGCCACCACAUUUAGUAAUUUAGUAACUACUGAGGAAUAGAAGUUGGGGGAAGCUUCAUGGAGUGCUAUUGGAUAAUCACAAUUGGGCCUUUACCUUUUCAAAACAAAAGAGCCGGUUUGAUGUAGUUAAGGUGAUCUAGAAAUCAGGGAGCUGUGAGUUCUAGUCCCAUUUAGGCAUGAAAAACUGGAAGGGUGAUUUGGGCUAGUCACUCUCUCAACCCAAUUCAUCUCAUAGGGAUGUUCUUGUGGGGAAAAUAGGAGCAAGGAAUAUUAGGUAUGUUUGCUGCCUUGAGUUAUAUAUGAAAAAAAAA